AUGGCCCCCACUGCCGAGAAGAGGGCAGUGGAGUUCAGAGGUGUUCGGAAGCGGCCGUGGGGGAAGUUCGCGGCGGAGAUCAGAGACCCCGUACGGCGAAUCCGCGUGUGGCUCGGCACCUUCCACACCCCCGAGGAUGCCGCUCGGGCCUACGACGCCGCCGCCCGCCGCUUCCGCGGCCACCGAGCGAGGACCAACUUCCCUCUCCCGGCGGAGCCUGCGGCGGGGGAAGCUGCUGCCGCCGCCGCUCACCAGCAACUAGUCCGGCGAGAGCCUGAGGAGGACGCAGUGGGGAGCCUCAGCAGUCCCUCCUGCACCGGCGAGUCGUUCAGUCAGGAGGAGAGUUCCUGUGCUCUCUCGCGGAGGGGGAGAAUCGGCUGCUCAAACGGGAAGGUCUUCCCUUUCCCCUUCUUGCCGACCGUCGCGGCGGCGCCACCGCUGGGUUCGGUGGUCUUGGCGUUUGGAGAGUAUCGCCGCGAUGCAGAGAUGGGGAGCGACGACGGGUCCUCGUCGCCUGCGGAGGAGUUCCAGGUCGUGAAGCUCCCUCGGAGAUUCAGCCGCGAACUCGACCUCAACCUGCCACCUCCCGCUGAGAUCAGCGACUAG
Messenger RNA from Spirodela intermedia, 606 nucleotides. The record is from the annotation of a GenBank genome assembly. Lineage: Eukaryota; Viridiplantae; Streptophyta; Magnoliopsida; Alismatales; Araceae.